UCCCCCUUUUGCUGCCUCUGCCUCUGUGACUCUCUGCCUCUCGGUCUUUCCCAUGGCCUGGAUGGUGUACAUCUCGCUGGAGAUUGCGAUCGCCGUGGCUUGUUGCCUGGGGAACGUGAUGGUGGUGUGGGCCGUCCAGAUGAGGCGGUCCCUGAGGCAGCCCACUUUCUGCUUCGUGGUGUCGCUGGCCGUGGCCGACUUCCUGGUGGGGGCCGUGGCGGUGCCUCUGGCCGUGCUGGUGGACGGCUGGGUGUGCACGUCCUUCCAUGUGUGCCUGGCGGUCAGCUGCGUGGUGCUGGUGCUCACCCAGGCCUCCGUGCUGUCGCUGCUGGCCAUCGCCGUGGACCGUUACCUGCGCGUCAGGAUCCCCCUCAGAUACAAACAAAUGGCCACUCAGCGUCGCUCCUGGGCAGCGGUGGCUCUGUGCUGGCUCUUCUCCUGUUUUCUCGGCUUCCCCCCGCUCUUUGGCUGGCACAACGGAAGCCCUGGCGGCGCGCCAUCCUCUGCCAACUCCACCGUCAUCGAGUGCACUUUCCUGGCCGUGAUCUCCCUGCCCUACAUGGUCUACUUUAACUACUUUGGCUGCAUCCUGCUGCCCCUGCUGGCCAUGACUGUGCUUUACGCCCUGGUGUUCCACAACCUGCGCGUGCGUCUGCGGAGGGUGCCUGCGUCCCCGUCCGCCGAGCCACAGGGCGGCUCCAGGGCCUUCUACGAGCGCGAGCGGAGGCUGGUCAGCUCGCUGGCGCUCGUGCUCGCGCUCUUCGCCGUGUGCUGGAUGCCGCUGCACGUCAUGAACUGUGUGCUGCUCUUCUCCCGAGGGGGAGGGCCCAACGACAGCGACAGCGACGGGGUGGUCUCCCAGGGCACCUUCUACGCCGGCAUCCUCCUGUCGCACGCCAACUCCGCCGUGAAUCCCGUGGUGUACGCGCUGCGCAUCCGCAAGAUCCGCGAGGCCUACGUCGAAAUCUGGAGACAGUGCUUUCUGUGCCGCCAUAAAAGGCAGAGGCGGAGGAACUCGGACGUCUGGCAGGGCGGCCUCCCAGGCAGUCAUGAGACCGGGAGCAGCCCUGUGUCGGCGUCAGCACAGGCUUCCAGACUGUGAGGUUUGUUUACAGGACAGAUCCGCGCUUUGAAAGACUUAUUUGAACAGACGGGAAAGAGCUGCUUGUGAUUUCCAUACAACAAUUAUAAGUUGAGUUAAGUUAUGCAAUUACAGUAGAGUGAGGGCAACAACAUGUUAUGAUAGAUCAAAUAAUACUGUAAAAGUGUGAAUUGCAUCCAACUUCAGCCUUUGGGGCCCGAGUGUGUCUUAGUAAAUAACAUUCCAGACAAACAAAUACAUCUGGAAAUAUGCUGUGGCCAUCCGCUCUCUCUUGCUGUCCUUGGUUAAUCACAUACAGUAGUACUGUAAAUUAGGCUCAAUGGAGGAAUCCUUCUAAUUUCAAAAGAGGUUGAGGGGGAAAAGGUGGUGCCCCCUCUGUACCACUGAAUCUGGACUCUGAGCUUACGGGGACUUGCUAUAAUAAAAAGCAAUGUGAGUCCUUUCCUCAUGGGGGUGCUCCACACAAAGAUAAUAGUUUUUUUUCUUGUGUACAGUAAAAGUGUGUGUGUCUUUUAGUAUUUGUGUGUGUGUGUGUGUGUGUGUGUGUGUGUGAGAGAGAGAGAGCAUACAGUAUACUGCAUCAUUUUACUACACUUGUAUUACAAAUGGCAAACAAUAGAGUCUCAUGAAAACAUUGUGUUUAUAUCAGAAAUCUUGUUUGUAGAUGCAAAUAAUCAUUCCUUCUGCGUUUUGUCAUCAUGAUGAGAUGACAUGCACGCUUGUUUGUUACACAGUAACACAGAUUAACACUCACUGGAUAUUUGUCAUGUUUAUAUGAUCUGAGAUUUCCUUGUUUUGAUUUAUCUUUCCUUUCUCCAUUACUUUAUUAAAACCCUUAACAUGAUGACGUAACAAAUUAAAGACAAAAAAGCGUUUGGUAAAAAGUGAAAUAUUUUAUUAACUAUAACUAACCCUCAUGAAACACCUCUCAGAAUUACAGAUUUCAAACUAUUGCAAUGAUGGAAACAGAAGAAACAUGCUUGUCUAUCUAUCUAACUAUUUGUCAUCCACUGUGUAUUCCGUGUAUAACUGUGUGACACUGUGUAUAACACUGUGUAUAACAGAUUACAUCACAUUUCUAAAGUGUUUCACAGCUUGGUAAACUGAAUACACAAACAAACAAUACAAAACCAAACUCUGUAAUGAAGGUAACAUAACAGUAUCAUGUUACCAUCAUAGGUAGUGUUACAUGGCAAAACAGCCAGUAUAUCACCACAGCAUUAAUCAUAACACCAUUAUAUCAUAACAAAUGAUCUGUCACAGAAACAUUUCAUU
This is a messenger RNA of Sardina pilchardus (European sardine), 2377 nucleotides long. Its product is annotated as adenosine receptor A1-like. Bases 53 to 1102 code for a protein of 349 amino acids. Gene Ontology annotation, biological process: G protein-coupled adenosine receptor signaling pathway. Gene Ontology annotation, molecular function: G protein-coupled adenosine receptor activity. The record is from RefSeq and is a predicted model, not a curated record. Gene Ontology annotation, cellular component: plasma membrane; synapse; dendrite. NCBI's taxonomy places the organism in Eukaryota, Metazoa, Chordata, Actinopteri, Clupeiformes, Clupeidae. The transcript is spliced from 2 exons.